CAUUAGAGUGCUACUAAAAUGAAACGGAGAGAAGGAACUAUGUUGUCAGAUACAGACGUAUUAACACACAAGUGCUUCGACAAUGCGAUGCGGAAAAACGUUAAAAUAGCAGCAAAUAUGCAGUGAAAAUUGGUGAAAAGAAAAAUAUGACCAAGAAAAUGGCAGAAGAAUAUGGCGGUGCUGAAAACUCUUGAGGAAACUGGUGAAAAUAGAGAGCGGAGCGUCAAUAACAAUGGACAAACCAAACAAACAACUAUGUAACUGCAAUUUAGUAUGUACAUACAUAAAGAACGUGACGAAAAUAAAAAAUAGAAACGAUAAAAAGCAAUAAUAAAAAACAGAAACGCAACUUCUUUUGAAACAAAUUCAGCAGAUUGCUAAACAAGUGACGAGCAAUAUUCAGCAAAAGCGAAACUUCAAUAAAAAUAAAACUACGAAAAUAAAAUUUAAUUCAAUAGAGGAGCAAUCAAAGUGCAAAUUAAGUGGAGGUUAUUAACUAAGAUUAAAGCAGGGCAUCUCGUGGUAACAUUUUGAUAGGAAAUGGGGCAAAAACUAAUAUUAUGGGCCACAUUCGGCAUAGUGUUGCUUACCACACAAUGGCUGGACGUGAUUAGCUCUACAAUUGGCAAAAGCUCGGAAUGGUCGUUCGGUGAUAACGGGGACACAUCAAGUACUGAUCUAUACAAUGACGGCGAUCUUAUCAGCAACGAACUGUCACCUUUCUUUAAUGAAAUUUCUUCUGAUGAAGAUUCAAACACUGAAAACGAGGGCGGAAACCUUGACUGGGAUGUAUUGAUAUUUACCCAGCAAUGGCCGGUCACCACAUGUUACCACUGGAGAGAAGAGGAUAGCACGCACGCAUGUAUUUUACCUGACAAGAAAGAAUUUUGGACUAUUCAUGGCGUAUGGCCAACGAAAUUGGGCCAUAUGGGUCCUAGUUUUUGUAACAAGACUGCUGAUUUUGACUUGAAUCAGCUCGAACAGAUACUAACAAAUUUAAAAACUUAUUGGCCAACAAUUGACGGUCAACAAAAAUUGGGGUAUUUUUGGGAGCACGAAUGGUUGAAACAUGGCACCUGCGCUGUAACCCUGGAAGAGCUAGACAACGAGUUGAAAUAUUUCAAGCAAGGAUUGGCUUGGCGGGAGCAGUUCUUAAUGUCGAAUAUCUUAGGAAAAGCAGGAAUACACCCAGAUUCGAAUAAUACAGUAGUUGCGCUGCAGACGGCUUUGCUUAAAACACUAGGAAAAAACCCCUCUAUACAUUGCAUAUACGACAACAAGCGGGAUAUGAGUUACCUCGAAGAGAUUCGCAUUUGCUUUAACAAACAACUCGAGCUUACUGAUUGCGACGGUGUCUUGCCGGGUGACGCCGUAUCAAUCAAUUAUCCAGGCGGAACAGUUAUCACAAAUUGCCACAUAUCAAAGCCCAUACAUUAUCCUAGCAAUAUGCCGCCAUUAUUAAGAAUGCAAAAACCUGAUUGGAAAUUUCCUGUAGUAAACACCUACAAGUUGUUACAAUUCAUUAUGUGGUUUACGCUGUAAAAAGGCAAAAAUUUCGAAGAGGUUUAAGUGGAACAACGGCAAGAUCAUUCAAGAAUGGGCGAAUUUUCAUAUAAAGCAUAUAAUGUAUUUAAAAUUAUUGUAAUUUGGAAAUGAAAAUUAUGAGCUACCGUUUAUAUACGAUUUGAUUUAAGUGAGUGCAUGUACGUACAUAGGUAGAUGAAAGAAAUUCAUAUAUUUUUAAUAAUGCAAAUGUAUAGACCUUUUUUGAAUGAUAGCAAUUUUUUAUACAUAAAACAUAAGGAACAUAAAACGUAAUUACGGGAUUUAGAUAAUUGAGAGAUACUUUCUACAUGACGGUUAGCACAUAUCUGUGGUCAUAAGCAAUAACCGCCUAAGUCGACUUAAAAAGAAUUGAGUUAUAUAUGCUAUCGUUUUCUGCAACUACUAUUCCAUGUGUAUGUGAUACUCCCAUCUCGUUACCUAGGCUAUUUAUAAAGUUAUAGAUGAAAAUAUUUUGGUUUCCCCAUAAGGUUAACAUUACAAUCCAAAUCUUUAAAGCGUUUUUUCUCGAAUUCGGGGUUUUCAACUUAGGCGAUUGUUGCUUAUUACCACAGAUAUUAACUUCGCGUAUAUUAGUACAUAAUAUCUAAAUAAUACAUUUAAAACGAUGCAGGCUUUCAAGCCGUCGUAAAAUUAAUUUAAUAAUUUUCAUUGCAAUUUUAUGGGUCGAUUAUGAAUAGCAACGCAACCUUAGUUGAGUUGCCGAAGAGCAACGCCACUGAAAUGAAAAUGUGUAUUACCCUGCAAAAAUCGCGACUACUCCAUGCAUGCGUGUAAAGAGUACUCCCUAAGGACCAAGGAGUACUCCAAAAUUAACCACAAUUCAUAUAAAAAAUAUGGUCCAAUUAACAUUGCGAUGUCCUAGGGCAGGACCAUAUACUCCAUGCCAGCAUUACAUCAGAGUAGCACAAAACUACUCCAACAUAUUAACAAUGGCAUUAUUGUUAUAUUUUUUCGUGUGUACACGCUUUUGUUCUUCACAUCUCAAAUGCUUUUUCGAACCUAAUAAAAACCAAGACAAAAAUUAAAAAUUACAUGUUGCCUCUGACGGCAUUCGAACCCGAACAUGCUGGGAGCUAAGAACUAACAGCGAGCAUCUCUACACGUUCAGCUACAGCCAGACAUGCAAAUGUGCUUUCAAAUGAUCAACUUCAAUCACAUUUCGUUAAAACACGAGCAGUGAUCGGAUAACAAACAAUAAGCUGCCGCAGAGACACGAAUUGGUCCGAUACAGCAUGACAGAGGAACACUGUUGUAAGUACUCCAAUUUACCACAAAUAGACUACAUGGUCCAACGAUUUUUGCAGGGAAUAAGCUGCCGCAGAGACACGAAUUGGUCCGCUACAGCAUGACAGAGGAACACUUUUGUAAGUACUCCAAUUUACCACAAAUAGACUACAUGGUCCAACGAUUUUUGCAGGGUAUGAACAGCAAAUAUAGUUACGUGCUACAAAGUUGAAUAUAAUCGAGUUUUGAGGGAGCAGCAACAAAGAUUUGAAUGUAAAUAAACCGUGGAAAGUUUAUAAAAAUAAAUAAAUUUUCAAAAUCAAAAUUUCCGCGGCAACCACAAAAAUGCAGAUGCCAAUAAGGCAACUCGGUUGCCAGCUUUCAGUUGCCAGGUGCCAUUAGUAAUACAAUUUCAGCCACUGGCAACGCAACUGAAGUUCGGUUGCCAUCCAUAAGCGACCCAUUAAAUAGAUCUUUUAGUUUAAUAUAAAUACAUAUUUGACAAUAGUAUAUAGAGAGAUUAGUUUCAAUAAAAUAGCAUAUGAACAAAACAACACAAAAAA
Rhagoletis pomonella (apple maggot) is the source of this 3353-nucleotide messenger RNA. RefSeq names its product ribonuclease Oy-like. Gene Ontology annotation, cellular component: extracellular region. The record is from RefSeq and is a predicted model, not a curated record. Gene Ontology annotation, molecular function: ribonuclease T2 activity; RNA binding. The coding region runs from base 541 to 1542 and encodes 333 amino acids. The transcript is spliced from 3 exons. Gene Ontology annotation, biological process: RNA catabolic process. NCBI's taxonomy places the organism in Eukaryota, Metazoa, Arthropoda, Insecta, Diptera, Tephritidae.